This is a messenger RNA of Acomys russatus (golden spiny mouse), 1547 nucleotides long. It is a transcript of the gene Cyth1, whose product is annotated as cytohesin 1. Gene Ontology annotation, biological process: regulation of ARF protein signal transduction. The transcript is spliced from 13 exons. Lineage: Eukaryota; Metazoa; Chordata; Mammalia; Rodentia; Muridae. Gene Ontology annotation, molecular function: guanyl-nucleotide exchange factor activity. The record is from RefSeq and is a predicted model, not a curated record. The coding region runs from base 491 to 1510 and encodes 339 amino acids.
GCGCCCGCCCGCCCGUUCCCAUCCCCGGGGCUGCGCCAGCCUUCCCCACCAGGCUCUGCUCGCUCCCACCGCCCGCUGUUUGGCCAUUCGGCUUUUGUCUCCUCUGGACGCCUCCUCCCCUGCCCUUGUGUGCUGGCACACAAAUGCUGUCCUUGCUCCAGCUUUCCCUGCACCCAGAGCUAGGAGAGCUCCGGGGAGGCUGGGCCUGUGGGAUUGCUGUACAGAUCGACCAUGGCCUCUGACACGGAGAACUGCGGACCAGCUGAGGCUUUGAUGUUGCUGCCCAGGGCUUGACAGGACACUGGGGACACAGGAGUGGGGACACGCUGCCGCCGUUCCCAGUGACCUGACUGCAGAGGAGCGUCGAGAACUGGAGAACAUCCGGCGGAGGAAGCAGGAGCUGCUGGCUGACAUUCAGAGGCUAAAGGAAGAGAUCGCAGAAGUCGCUAAUGAAAUUGAAAGCCUGGGAUCCACAGAGGAAAGGAAAAACAUGCAGAGAAACAAACAGGUAGCCAUGGGCAGGAAGAAAUUUAACAUGGAUCCUAAGAAGGGGAUCCAGUUCUUAAUAGAGAAUGACCUGCUGAAGAACACGUGUGACGACAUCGCGCAGUUCUUGUACAAAGGGGAGGGGCUCAACAAAACAGCCAUUGGUGACUACCUUGGGGAGAGAGAUGAGUUCAGCAUCCAGGUCCUGCAUGCGUUUGUCGAGCUGCACGAGUUCACCGACCUGAACCUCGUCCAAGCCUUGCGGCAGUUCCUAUGGAGCUUCAGGCUCCCUGGAGAGGCCCAGAAGAUUGACCGGAUGAUGGAGGCCUUUGCCCAGCGGUACUGUCAGUGCAAUAACGGGGUAUUCCAGUCCACAGACACUUGCUACGUCCUCUCCUUUGCAAUCAUAAUGCUGAACACCAGCCUACACAACCCUAAUGUCAAAGACAAGCCUACGGUGGAGCGAUUCAUCGCCAUGAACCGAGGCAUCAAUGACGGAGGAGACCUGCCUGAGGAGCUGCUCCGGAAUCUCUAUGAAAGCAUAAAAAACGAGCCCUUUAAAAUCCCAGAAGACGAUGGGAAUGACCUCACUCACACUUUCUUCAAUCCAGACCGAGAAGGUUGGCUGCUGAAACUCGGAGGUGGCAGGGUAAAGACCUGGAAGAGGCGCUGGUUCAUUCUGACUGACAACUGCCUUUACUACUUUGAAUACACAACGGAUAAAGAGCCCCGUGGGAUCAUCCCGCUAGAGAAUCUGAGCAUCCGAGAGGUAGAGGACUCUAAGAAGCCGAACUGUUUUGAGCUUUAUAUCCCUGACAAUAAAGACCAAGUGAUUAAGGCGUGCAAGACGGAGGCGGACGGGCGCGUGGUGGAAGGGAACCACACUGUGUACCGCAUCUCAGCGCCCAGUCCUGAGGAGAAGGAGGAGUGGAUCAAGUGCAUAAAAGCUGCCAUUAGCAGAGACCCUUUCUACGAGAUGCUCGCAGCACGGAAAAAGAAGGUCUCCUCCACAAAGAGACACUGAGGGUGCACCAGGGCACGGCCAGCCCAGGAAGCUGUGG